Anopheles marshallii is the source of this 4002-nucleotide messenger RNA. RefSeq lists its product as uncharacterized. The transcript has 11 exons. Lineage: Eukaryota; Metazoa; Arthropoda; Insecta; Diptera; Culicidae. Bases 1 to 4002 code for a protein of 1333 amino acids. The record is from RefSeq and is a predicted model, not a curated record.
AUGGACGGUUCAUCUAACGGCGGCAUAACGACUACCGCUGGGCUGCUGAUGCUGGAGCAGCAAAAGCAGCCACUUGCCGCAUCGAUGGCACCCUCGCCGAAGAACAACAACGGUACUGCCGCACCGGACGAACAGCAAAACGAACGUCGACUGGCGCUGGAGAUGGAAGAGGCGAAGCGACGCAUGAAGAAGCGGGUCGAAUUCAUGCAGGAGCACCUACCGCGAAGGGAUGACUUUUUGAAGGCGCCCGAUGUGGUCGCUUUUCGAUUGCAGUCUAACGCGAAAGCAACACCGCAUAAACCGAUAAGGAUGACUAGUACGAUGUCCUGGGGCAGUGACGGUACGCCAGUGUACGUGGGUAGUCCGGUGACGGAUGAAGAUUUCGAGCAGCUGAUCGAUAGCCGUAUGCAGGGCCUUGAGGAAAUUCGGUCAGAUUCGGACUCGGACUUUGGGGACGAUCAUGGUCUACCGCCGCAGCGUGUUGCCGAAGUGGGCCAUCGUCGUGAUGCCAGAGCACUGCGCAGACCGGCCACCGGCGGUGGUAGCAGUGGCGGUGCUGGGGUCAAUGUUGGUGGACACCCGUCUGCCUCGUCCUGGAGCGAUGGCAGUAGUACGGUGAGCGAUGUGGAAGAGGAAGUGGAUCAUGAGCAGCAGCAGGAGGGAAUGUUGAAGAGUCGCACUACGGCGGACCACUCGCCGGUAGCCCUUCCAUCGUCGAUGGAAGUGUCCGGUGCACCGUUCCGAAUGCUAGUACCCCCGAUGAGCCCGGGCAGGCGGUCGGAUAGUAACGUGUUGUUCGGACCUUCCUCGUUGCCCAUAAUCCUUCCCUUCCACGUCCGUCGCCGGUUGUCCGAGUGUCGCGAAGAGGACGAAGAGGACGAGAAGCAGCAGCUGUCAUCACAUUCCCCACCAUCGGCUGCGCUCCGAUCAGCUGGUCCAAUACCCUCGAUCGUUAUCGGUACCGGCCCCAGUGAUGAGGCGGAACCGUCUGCCGCAGGCAAACCAACGCAGGAUGACGAGCACGAAGCGACCGUGCCACGUAAAUCGCGGUUCAUGGUUACGAAGACGGAGGAGCAACAGCAGCAGGAACAGCACAAACAACCGGACCUGCCGAGCCCGGGUGUGCGGCUUCGGCCAGAAACGAUCGCGCUGCUGCCGGUGUCAGCGUCACUCAACUCGCAGACGAUUCACUUUCCGUGCAGUGGCAGCGGCAGCCAACAGUAUGGCACAAACCAGCGCACCUCUGUGCGUUCCGUCUUUUCACCUGAUGCCGCACCCCACCUCAAUACGCCCCAUCUUGAUCGGCGGUUCUUCGACACAUCACUGGUAGAAAUCCGUCCACUAACCCAAAGCAGAGGCUCGCUAUCAUCGGCAACGGGAGCUGACACGAACGGUUAUGAAUCCGGUACCACUACCAACGCAUUGUCCAGGGAGCAACUACAAUCGUCGGUGGCUGGAGAACCACAACCAUCCAAGAGCAACAUUCCGUUCGAGUUGGACGAGGUGUGGGUAAAGCGCCCGGAUCCGGUGGCCACCGCCUCAACGUCCAAAGCAGAUGCGUCGACGGUGGGUGGUCGUGCUGCAACCUUACCGGCGAAUGCGAAACCCAACUACGCAGCCUUUGCCGGCAGUCCCGAGAAACAGAAGUCGCCCACGAAGGCAGUGAUUGAUGGAGUCGAUGGUGCCAGUGCUGGAAACUUUCAGCGUCCUUCGACCGCCCCGGGCACUUCCGGCGAGUCGUCAACGCGUGCCUCCAAAAAGCAGAAGAAAAGCGAGAAGGAAGCGAAGAAGAAGGAGAGUCAAGUAAUUAAAAAGAGGAUUGAGGAGGCGCGCCGGCUCGAGAAGGAAAUGCUCAAGCAGGAAAAGCUCAAUCGCAAGCACGAAAGCAUAUCGCGCAGCUCGGAGCGGGUUGGAUCGGGCGGACGGUCUGGGUCGUUGGAGCGGCGCCGCAGCGGAGAAGAAGCGCCCGUACUGAACCAAUCGACCGUGCACGGUAUUGCCAGCCCGAAUCGGAGACCGACAAUAUUCGAUGUGUUCCGGCCACGGAAGGGUUCCGAUUCGAAGAAAAAGAAAGACGACGGUAGCAAAUCUGGUUCGGACAAGGAUAGUACCGGGAUGGGCAGUGGCCCCAUCAGUACCUCCGGGGGCAUAAUGAACAGUAUGAAGGCGGCCCUACACGUCGGCGGACGGCACAGCCACCAGCAUCAACAGCCGUCCCCUCAGGGAGGAACUGCGGCCGGUGCCGCUGGGACGAAGGUGCGCGACGGUUCGGCACAUCCGCAUGCGGGCAGUGAUGCACAGUACUACCACACGGUAACGGCUGUGCGCCGAGCCGACGUCGGCAAGUCUCCGAUGACGAAGGUGAUGGAUUUGUUUAGGCACCGUUCCAACUCGGCCGUUUCCGAAGCGGAUAAACGCAAAGCGAAAGCUGCCGCACAACAUCAGCAACAACUAGCCGUCCAAUCCGCCCAUAUGCGGAGGGCUUCAGCCGAACUGGCUGAACGACGGCGAGCAUCGCUAGGAGCAACGCGAGGACUACGAGCGGACGGUACGCUCGAUCCGUAUCAUGCUGCGAUCCUGUUCCGUGACUCAAGAGGGCUGCCCGUGGCCGACCCAUUCCUGGAGAAGGUUCCACUGUCGGAUCUAGAGGAAGAUGAGUCACAGAUAUUUGUCAAGUUCUUCCGAUUUCAUAAGUGCUACGAUCUGGUACCGACCUCGGCCAAGCUGGUCGUGUUCGACACGCAGCUGCUGGUGAAGAAGGCGUUCUACGCGCUCGUCUACAACGGCGUCCGGGCGGCACCGUUGUGGGACUCGAAGCGCCAAGAGUUUGUCGGCAUGCUAACGAUCACCGAUUUCAUCAAGAUUCUAAAAAUGUAUUACAAAUCCCCGAACGCAUCGAUGGACGAGCUCGAGGAGCACAAGCUGGACACUUGGCGAAAAGUGCUACUGGAGGACGUGAAGAAGCUCGUUAGCAUCGGUCCAGAUGCGUCGCUGUACGAUGCCAUCAAGAUGCUGGUGCACAACCGCAUCCAUCGGCUGCCUGUGAUUGAUCCGGUCACCGGCAACGUGCUGUACAUAUUGACUCACAAGCGGAUACUUAGAUUCCUAUUUUUAUAUAUUAACGAACUACCAAAGCCAUCGUACAUGCAGAAAACGCUCCGAGAGAUACGCAUUGGCAGUUACAAUAACAUCGAAACGGCCACGGAAGAUACCAGCAUCAUAACGGCGUUGCACAAGUUCGUGGAUAGGCGCGUAUCCGCCCUGCCGAUGGUGGACUCCGAGGGACGCUUGACGGACAUUUACGCCAAGUUUGAUGUCAUUAACUUGGCUGCGGAAAAAACGUACAACGAUCUAGAUGUGUCCCUGAAGAAGGCGAACGAACAUCGAAACGCGUGGUUCGAGGGUGUGCAUCACUGCUCGUUGGACGAGACGCUCUACACCAUUAUGGAGCGUAUCGUGCGCGUCGAAGUGCAUCGGUUGGUGGUGGUGGACGAGCUGAAGAAGGUGAUCGGUAUCAUCUCACUGUCCGACAUUCUGCUCUACCUGGUGCUGCGCCCGAGCGGUGACGGUAUUGGCGACUCGGAGUCGCUCCGUGCGACCGAUCCGAAGCUGAUGAAACCGGCCUCACCGGGCAGCAGCGGCAAACUGCACGCGACGAAACGCGACAGCAGCAACGAAAGCAUCGAGGAGGAGAAAGAAACCACCGAGGAGGAUGCGGCCGUAGCGGAGGACGCUGCCCACAAGACUGAAACCGUCACGCCACCGGACGAGAGCGCGGAAAAGGACGAAACGGUGGAACAGCAGGCAGCUUUGGAACGGCGUGACGAUUCCGUCCCGGAGCUGGCGGCAGAAGAGUUGGCGGAGGAGGCGAAGGAAGACGAUACGGCAUCGACGCCGGUCGAUCGCAGCAGUGCCAAUGAUUCUCCCGUUGCGCAGGAAAUGCUCGCCACCGACGUACCGCUGCAGUCCGUCCAGCGGGAGGUGGGAUUAGUUAGUGAGUAA